CCGUUCGCUCAGUUGGCUGGCUGGUCAGAGUCGAAGUUGAACUCGUCGGAGUAAAACGUGUGUGUUUUGAGCUACGGAGUCGCCGAGCCUGGCCAUAGUAUCGUCAUCGGGUCGCGCUGAUGGUUGAUGGUGGUGACUGCGCCAUACCAACCUCCACAAAACUUUAAAGUUGGAUUUUUUUUUGCUGCAUAAGAAGGUGGGCUCCGCCGAUGCUGACAUCGAUGUGAGUUUGGUGAGGACAGUGUUUAGUGCGGGUAACAAAGUACUGAAUUUGAAAUCUACUGAAAGUGGUUCAGAGUGGAAUGUUGGUUCUGUGUAAAAUGGCUUUGGCCACGCGUAGCCCGGAAGAAGUGAAUGGAUUUGGAAAGUGACGAAAAUUUCAGACGGGGAAAAAUAGAAGAGGCACGGGAAAAUCGGGCUGCUGACUGCAGUUGGGUGUGUGUGUUUUGAUUUUUCCUCGGUGGCGCCGUUCCCGAGAGUAGUUCUUGGAGUUUGCAGUGGAGUUGUAGUUCUGCGGUCGCGAGGGGUGUGUUGUCGUAUGGUGUAUCGAUUAAAGUGCCGCGACUUGGUGGCACGUACAGCACUCGAAUUGAAGAAGUGAAAUCCAUCGUAAGAGAAAAAGCAGACGAAGGUGGGUGCACUUGCUGGUCUUUAACCUCCCCGCGACAAGGUGGGCCAAGCGACGAAUCCCCGAGUUCACAGGAAGAGCAGUGCGUGCGGAGAAGAUUGUCAUCCCCCGUAAAAGUAGAAGUCAGUGAAGCAGAAAAAGGGGUUUGCAUCUACCUUGGUCGAGGAAAAGGGUGUGAAGUUUCAAGUGCCGAGCCGAGCAUCACCGGGGGUGAAAAUCAAUGCGAAAAGUGGCAAGUUGAGCACUUGGAAAAGGCUCCUGUGGAGUUCUGUGUGCGUGCGUUUCAUGGAAAAGCUGCAUUCGGUGGAAAAUCCUUAGCGGAAAAUUGGAAUCCAUGUUGUGAUCUGUGAGUCCAUAACCCUGGGAGUGAGUGUGCGUGUUUUUCGUCGAAUUCGAGCCGCCGCAGCAUCCACCGCAACCGGAAGUGUGAGAAGAAAGUGCUGAGCCGCGAAGUAAUUCUUCCGUCAAAUAAAAAAAAUCUGUCAAACCUUGUCUGUGGGUCUGCGUCUGUACUUCCGCCGAAAUGGAUCCACCAGCAGUGCCGGGGUUUUUGGUUGAACUGCUGCACUCGGUGCCGCAUAUUAACAUCACCUUGCACCGGGUAAAUGACACCUUCAACCCGAACAGCUCCAUCUACAUUGAGAGCCUGGGCAUACUGGCCUCGAUUCCGGCCGCCCUGCUGAUCAUCUCGCUGGUGUUUCUGCUGCUGUACCUGCUGACCCGAUGCUGCGACCGGAAGCCGAGGAAACCGAAAUCGCACGGCUGCCAGAAGUGCACGCUGGUGUUCUUCGCCAUCGUGUGCUGCGCGGCCAUCGGGCUCGGUCUGUACGGGAACGACGACCUGCACAACGGAGUGCUGCAGAUAUUCGGAUCGGGGAGGAAAAUCGAGGAGCUCAUACUGAGCGUGAGGAAUCAGACUGAAAUGGUGAAGUACAACCUGAAGACGAAGGUGGUCCUUUCGGAGCUGGAGGCCAAAUUCGAGCAGCCACCGCAACUGUACAAUCAAACGGCCCAGUAUCUGCUGCAGGACACGGUCAAAAUGGUCAAGGACAACACGACGAUGGCAAUCAAUGCGCUGGAAACGGUCGUCUAUCUGACGCGACCCUCACACUCGGAGAUGACGCUGAAUAGUUUGCUCAAUACGUACGAAUUCUACGAAGAGCUACGAUGGCCGGCCACGCUCGGAUUUCUGACCUUUCUGUUGCUGUUGUGCAUCAUUCUGGUCAUCGGCGCCACGCGCAGUUCCCGCUGUGCGUUGAUUUUCUUCAGCGUGUGUGGCCUGCUGGCCGUGACAGUGUGCUGGCUGCUGUCGGGGAUCUACCUGGCCAGUGCCGUGGCCCUGGGAGAUUUCUGCAUGAAACCGAACGAUUUCAUCUGUAGUCAGCAAAAACUCAAAGACGUUCAGUACACGUACUGCAGCUCGGUUGGCACCAAUCGGUACGUGCUGCGGCUGAACGAAUCCAAAGACUACGUCGACCGGGCCAAGGAAGCGCUGGACAUCGUUAACCGAAUUGCCAUCAACCUGUACCCGCGCUUCGAGAUGAGCUCGAAGAUCAACCGGCUAAGCGAGGAGUUGGACGACAGCAAACGGCAGCUGAUCGCCCUGUCGGCUAGGGCCGACCGCCGCGCUGUCAUGGAGCACUACGCCAACGCCACCCGGGGCCUGUGCGAGGGCGGCCUACUCGGGCUAACACUGAUGCUGCUGGCCAGCUUGGUGUCGGCCGCCAUCCUGAGUCUGCUGGUGUGCGUCGAUUCGCAUACGUGGAUCUAUUUAACGAAGAAACGACCCUAUGAGGACAAAUCGGAGACGGCUCCGCUGUUCCCAGCUGGAGCGGCCACAGCAUCGCCAGCGUCGGCGCAGAUUACGGCUGGCACGAUGACGGUCAACCGGACGCUGCUGCACGCCCAGGCCACCACCAGUAACGGAAGCACCGGAGGCGGCCUUAUUCCGAGCAGCGGCCGCAACGGAACCACACACGGAUUGCGCGGGUUGGCAUCGUACAAUGGCGAUGAGUCGCCACCGCCAGAUUAUAAUGUUGUGGUGCAUGAUAACAGAGCGUCCGGGCAUCACACCCUUGGCCGAUUACCAUCGCAGCAAAGCCAUUUAGCAGGGCCGAAUAACGGCAAAUACGCAACGCUUAGUAAACAAUGUAAAACGCUCGAAUCGAGCGACUUCUACUGAGACACGCCUGCCUGCAAUGUGUCAAGUGCAGGCAGCAACAAACUAGGUGAGUUCGGAACUCCCACAAUCUCCCACAGCAACGCACCACCCGCUAAGAGAGUCUUAGCUAACGAACCGCCUGUCGAUACGUUUGCAGAUAAGAAACUGACCGCCUCAACUACCACCCUAGCCACCGAUAAGGACCCUCGUGACAUUAGCAACAAUGGUUUUAACCGCUUCGACCCCAAAUAUGUGAGUAUUGGUCCAAAAGCGAUUCGAACUGCCAGUAACCCAUCGACAGCCAACGUAAACAAGUGCGCCACAUUGCGUGCUCAUGGUCGUUAUGCCAGUGGAGGACGAGGCACAAGCCCAAGUCCUCACCUGAAGAGCGUUCAACAGCCGAUGGUUGCUCAGUCACAGUUCAAACAACCACAGACGCAACACACUCAGUUGCAAGACAAACCGGAUCGCCAUACAACGAAUCAACCGAAGUUGAACAUCUCUACAGUAUCCAAAGACUACAAUCAAUCAUACUCAUGUGCUACAUUGCCCUACAAGAAGCCCAGCGGGUUCGCUGAUGGGCCAACAACAUCUAUUCUGAAGAAAGAAAGUAAUUUAGACAACAAACAUCAACAUCCGACCAUCUACAGCAUCGAUACGUCUCAUCAUCAGUCGGCUGCGCAGACGACUCAGCACCAUCGGUCACUCUCGAGCACAAACCAACUGUACCACGAAACAGGCGCAGGUUCGGCUUUCGCUAGCCCGCCGCCAUCAUCCGCCUCGACGGCCACCACCAAAAGUAAUAUAUCGAUUAUCAACCAACCACUGCCAGAGAUUCCGACCGCGGCCCAGCAGAACGUUAGCAGUCUGAAGAACAAUCCGCAGCCGCUCUGCGCUGCCACGCUCAACCAGUACCGAUCGCUGCAGCGGCCGAGUAAGCAGAGUUCGCUCAGUCUGAAGGAAACGUCUCCGCAGCCGCAGCAGCACCACCACCACCAGCAGCAGCUGCUUCAGCAACAACAAUUGCAACAGCAACACCAGUUGCAACAGCAGCACCAACAGCAUCAUCCACCACCGGUGCAACCGAAGCCAUCGAUACCGCCCAAGGUAACACCACCGAUGCUUCCGCCGAAGAACCGCCACAAAGACGAAUCCAUGUACCAAUCCCGGACCUCGUCAGUCUCCUCCAGCACCGGCAGACCUCAACAACCAUUACCUCAACCUCCCUCGCACCAAUCGUCUUCAUCAUCGCUGCAGUCCUACGGUCACGUUGUCACUGCCAGCGGCAAGACCAACUUCAACGCCAUUCAGCUCCAACUGCAAAACCAACUGCACUUCAAACAGUACCAUCAACUGACGCAACAACCCUGGCAGCGGGAACAACUCUCCAUGGCGCAGCAGCACGCCUCGGCCAAUUAUCAGACGCACGAUUCUCGGUACGAGCCAAAGUCCACCCGAAACCGCUCGUACUCGGGAAGCAGCGAGCGAGAGCAACAGCACCAUCAACAGCAGCAACAGCAAAUGCAACAGCAGCAAUACCAAAAGAGCAGCGGUGAUAAGCAGAAGCAAAGCUACCAAACACUACCGAAAAACCAUCAUCAUCAUCACAGCAGCGGAGGAGGCGGUUCUUCGAACACGACAUCAUUUAGCACGCAAACACAACCGCAACCACAGCAAUCAAUGCCGCAUCAUCAUCACCAUCCGUUGCCACAGCAACCGCAGCAGCAGCAGCAGUCACAGCAGGCUGUGACUCAACAGCCGAUGCAGCCGAAGAGCAUCCUCAGCAAGUCGCGCUCAAAUGAAGCACGCGAACGUGAACGCGAACACCGGGAUCGUGAACGUGAACGAGAAAGGGAACGAGAGCGCGAACGCGAACGGGACCGGGAGCGCGAACGUGAUCGAGAUCGCGAACGGGAACGGAGCUCUCACAGAGGGCACAGUCACGAGUAUCAUCACGAUGCGCGCUCGGAGAGCAACAAAAAUCCGAACGUCUACUAUCGAUCUCUUCAGCGCGGAGGACUACAGGCCAAUAAUGAUCUCUACUCGGUGACGGAGUUGUGAGAAAGGUUUGACUUUUAAGUUUGUUUCUAGAUGUGUUUCGUUUACGGGGAAAAUUUUCUCUUUCACCAUCAUUUCAAAAGUUGGUUCGAACUGCCCUCCAUUUCGAUUCUUAUGAUAACAAACAGAACGGGAUUUAAUUAUUCGACGAAUUCGAACUUUAGCGAAUACAUGACAUGGCUGCCAGUGGCGCAUCUGAAGGAGGAGAGUUUGGGGAUCUAAUCUUCAUCGGUUGAGUUUUCAACAAUCUGAAUUUAUUGAUGGUUCGUAACAACAAUCUCGUCGCAACCCAUUUCUCCUUCGAAGAGGCGUUUAAUUCUGGCCCGACCCAGAGGCGAAACGAAUACAAUACGUAACCAAACGAACACUGACACAAACACAAGAAACGAUCGACUAAAGGCACGACAAUUCACUCACACAAACAUGCAGCGCACCCAAAUAAAGUAAAUUGAGAAGCAAAUUCAAAGCCAGAGAUGUAAAUAGUCGUAGGUUGAUGAUGUUUUACGUGAAUUAUUGAAAAAAAGCAUAAUACAAGUUUUAAAAACGCUAACAAUGAGAUGUAGAGAGUUGAACAGAAGUUUUCACAACACAAAAACAAACCCAAAAAUUACGCAGUGGCGAUGCCAAGCUGUUGUUAAUGUUAAUGAAACGGAUAUUCUUCAUUAUUAGAAGCAAUCCAACUUCACUGUACGAAAGAGAUAUCCCUCACAAGAACACACGAAGGAAAACACGUAGGAUAAGCUGAGCUGAACGAAAAAAAAAUCAUUACUAGUAAAAUAUUUGAAAAUCGAGGAAAAAACAAUAGAAAUAGGGUUUAAAUUUCGAACGAAAAAAAAAAAUGCAUUCUAACUCAUCCCCAAGUUGCCACACGUUGCCAUCACUGUCGCGAUUUGAUGACAUUCAUCUUCUUCAGUAGGAAACUUAGCGAAAGAUCACGCACCAUCCCCUUUCACACAGACACAACCAGAGCGCAAUGCAUCCAUUUUCGAAUUAAGCAACGCCAAAUUAAUCGUAACACCACUCGUAGGAAGCAAAUGAAAUAAAAAAGACCUAACGUAGACUUAAUUACGAAAUACCAAUUCAAAGGAAAAUACAAUACGCUAAUGCUGUUGCAAAAACGGGCUUUGUUGCGUUGGAAAAUUUUAUUUGCAUUUGUUCGAUUGAAUUAGUUUAAUCGAAGCUUUGGUUGAUCACUUUGAAUAUUUUAAGGUGAAGGUUGGCUGCGCAACAUUUUCAGUUCACUUGUACCAGAACUAGAAAUUGCAAGGUGAAGAGCAGCUGGCCAUUGUGAUGGCUUAUCUGCAGACCUCCUUCAAUCAUAUCCUUGCUAAAUCGUGAAUCUCUCAUUAUCAUGGUUUAAAACAAUGUAGAACCUUUUCAUGUAAGCAUUGUAUCACGAUCUCACAGUACUGAUCGGAUUCAAUAGAAAAAGCUUAAGGUUCUUCAUAAUUGGCGAUAAAAGAGUCCCUUUGAACUUUUGGCCCUUUUAAAUAUCGUGAUUGUUUUUAAUCAUCGAUCAGUUUCAGGAAUCGAUAUUUUCAUCGCGAAAUUUUGUACGGUCAGUUUCUUAUCUUGUUUUACACCUGCCUAAAUAUUAUUUAAAACAUAUUUAAGAACUGUAACGAACUGGAUAUAAUUUGCAGUCACUAAAUGUUAGAAAACAACCCAACAAACUCGCAACGUAAGAAGACAAAGUUACAUCUAAGCCCCCAAAAAGCUGAGUAUUAGGGAGUUUAAAAAAUCUUUUUUAUACUGAAUACUUCUGAACCUUAAGAAACCCUCAAGAAUAUAAUCAAACAUCGCAAGAUGGAAUCAAACAAAUAAAAAAACAGGAAAUUCUCCCCUCACUGAAAUGGAAGCAAAACUACCCCCAACUAUUCUAUGUAGUUAAAAAACACAAGAGAAAGCCGAAGAAAAUGUCGUUGAAACUUUACUCGUUAAGAAUGGCGCUCGUAAUAACACAUAGAAGAAAGAAUUGUAGCAAUUUACAAAUAAUAAAAAGUCGAAGCUCAAACUUAAGAAAAAAUACAAUUGUUAAGAAAACGGGCAAUGCAAAUUAGCACAGCUGAAUGUUGAUAGAAUGAGCAUAUUUAAAUUAUUGGAAAAUGUAUUGAAAUAAAAUUUGGGUCAAUUUAAUCAAAUAGCGGGUGUGGAUAAAAAAUCACAAAACGGGACACUGGAGCGGGUGAUAGGAAGAAAAAAUGCUAAAUGAUUUCCCCUUGAAUAUUUUUUUUUUCAGAGUAAGAGGAGCGAACGUAUUUUCUUUUUAAUUUGAUGGUGUGAGUGGGCUUGUGGUUGGUUCCGAAUGAGACUCGUAAGAGUGCGUAUCUUCAGUAUUGAUUCAGGGAUCCCAUUUUCGAACAUGUGCAUUACGCAUGGCAUGUGAUUAUUGUUUGGAUUGUUCUACGCACGUUGGGAACAAUCACCAGAAGGCGCUGUUUAAUGACUUUUACGAAUUAAAAAAUGUCAAUAGGAUGAUUACCGACCGAAAACAGGCAGACUUCAGGUGGUUGUUCCCAAUACUGCCACAGCCGAAGCAUGUUCAGAAAAGAAAAAAAGUGUAAAAUAGACUCUGUAUUGUUCGACAAGAAAAUUCAUACGAAACUAGUGAAAACAAAGCAAAAAAAAGUUGUGUAGGAAUACAAAAAUAAAAGAACUUGAAAUCAAUACCAAGAAAUAGUCUGAAAAAUUAAAAUUUAAAACAAACAUAAGAAAUUACGAAUCUAAGGAAACAUGUUGAAAUUUAAAAGACACUCAAUGAAAAUUUAUGAAAACGGAGGUGCAUUUAGGACGGUAGAGAAAACAAAGCAAAAUUUCAUGAAAAAAACCUUUACCCGGUGGUAUUUAAGACAACUUACUUUUAAAAGAAAUCAAUGGGUAAGAAGCAGAUCGUUAGAUUCUCAUCCAAGAAAAUGAGGCGUAUGAUUGGGAGGGCAAGGAGAAAGGAAAAACCCAAAUGAAAAGUUUUGCCUAUUUUGUAAGAUUUGCCGGUUAUUUUUUAAGGAAACGUGAAAAUCGAUCAGCAAAACGGGAUUCCGGACAACAGUUGACGGGUCCGAAUGACCGGGGCUGGGGAACUGCGAUAGUAGCGAUAAGCGGGGAGCGUGUUUUAGACAAAGAAUCUGAAAACCCACGCGCCAGCGUACGUGUGUUAACAACAUUGUAAAAGGGUGCCAUCGUUUUUUAAAGACAUCAAUGAUCAAAACUAGUUUUUCUCAAGUUAGUCUUAGGCAUUUUUUUUAAAAAAGGUUUCUGUUGAGCUUCUUCCUCGGUUUAUCAGUCUCAGAAAAAAAGAAGAAAAUCGAUUUAAGUUGUAAAUAUUCGUCGAGAUUUCCUUUGCGCUGCACAAUUUAGCGAAGCAAAGCACGUAGAUAACAGAAAUAGCGAAUAAGUAAUUAGAUUUGCUACACUUCAUCAUAGUUCAGCGAGUUCGGUGAACGUACGUUGAGAACUGUGCGAAACUAUCUAUCUGUAGAAGGAAAUGUAAGCCAAACAAUGAACUUUUAUUUUGUAUUUAUUUUUUGUAUUCCAUUAUGAAAUAUUUUAUUUCGUGUCUACUAUUGAGAAAGCCGGAUUAAUAAAUGAAAUGGAAAAAUUAACAUAAA
Molecule: messenger RNA, 8452 nt
Organism: Armigeres subalbatus
Lineage: Eukaryota; Metazoa; Arthropoda; Insecta; Diptera; Culicidae
Product: protein tweety-2
Exons: 8
Coding region: 1152-2810 (552 amino acids)
Cellular component (GO): plasma membrane
Molecular function (GO): intracellularly calcium-gated chloride channel activity; volume-sensitive chloride channel activity
Source: RefSeq, a predicted model, not a curated record